UCCUCCUCUUCCAGCAGCAGCCGCCGCAGCAUCCGUGGCUCCCCGCACGGAACAGCGGGUAUUUGUAGGACACAGGGCCUGCGGAGGGAGGGGACCUGGCCUGGGCACGGAUCCCAAAGAGGCCCCGGGGCCGCCGCUGGAUGGAGUCGGGCUGCAUUCAUACAGCAAUGGCUAUGGGUCUAACAUCGAAAAAGGCGUCUGCUCGGAGCGUCGGCGUGGAGCGAAAAAACCUCAUCACGGUUUGCAGAUUCUCUGUAAAGACUCUCCUGGAAAAGUACACAGCAGAGCCCAUAGAUGACUCAUCCGAGGAGUUUAUUAACUUUGCCGCCAUAUUAGAGCACAUCCUCAGCCACCGCUUCAAAGGUAACACUGCAGGUUCAGGAAGCUGGUUCAGCUCAGAUGGACAGCGCAGCUUCUGGGAAUAUAUCCGGCUGGCGUGCAGCAAGGUGCAGAACAACUGCAUCGCCAGCAUUGAAAACAUAGAGAACAUCAGCACAUCCCGAGCAAAGGGGCGCGCAUGGAUUCGAGUGGCGCUGAUGGAGAAGCGUCUGUCUGAAUAUGUGUCCACGGCUCUGAGGGACACAAGAACUACCAGGAGGUUCUAUGAUGACGGGGCCAUUAUGCUGAGAGAGGAGGCCCAAGUCCUGACUGGCAUGCUGAUUGGACUGAGUGCCAUUGACUUCAGUUUCUGCCUGAAGGGGGAGACCCUGGAUGGGAAAUCCUCUGCUGUCAUUGACUACACACCUUACCUUAAGUUCACCCAGAGCUACGACUACCUGAGCGAUGAGGAUGACCGCCGCAGUGUGGACAGCAGUAACAGCGAGGAGAGUGUCCCCGAGCACCCCUACAUCCCUCUGGUGACCGACGAGGAGAGCUGGAGCAACAAGUGUCGCAAGAUGGAGCAGAGGUUUAAGAUCGUCUACGCCCAGAAGGGUUAUCUGGAGGAGCUGGUGCGCCUGCGGGAGUCGCAGCUGAAGAACGUGGAGACGGAGAACAAACGCCUGCGAGCAAAGGUGGAGGAGCAGGCGGUCCAGAGCCAACAGGAGAAGGAGGAGCUGGAGGCCGUCGUGCUCGAGCUGCAGGCACAACUCUCUGCCCUCAUGCCCUGCGAUUCCUCCCAUCUGGCUAAAGAUCUUUCCAUCCCGCUGGUCAACCAGUGGUCCACCAUCUCAAACAACCAGGGCGAUGUCAAGCUCUUCCGCAGGAGGAGUUUCCACAGUUUUGAGCAACUUUCUGUUGACGUGAGUCUGAACUCUGAUGGGAGGGCCGAUGGGAGACACAACGGAAAUGUUGCCUGGACUUCAGAAGGAAAAGAUAACACUCCCUCCAUGCUGGGUCUGUGUGGCUCUCUGGCGUCUCUACCAAGCUCCAAGUCCCUGGCCAGCCUCAAGUCCAGUGAGUGUUUGGUCAACAUCAGCACUGAACCCAGCCCUGCACUCACUCCCAGCUAGGAGCUCCAGAGCCACAACAGAGAGUGAACCCCAUCCUGUCUGCCUGGUUAUGCUGCGUUGACCGUGAACCCGACGGAAACCCCGCUUCCCCAAUCCACGAGACCAUCCACAACUCCAUGAGAACAGGGAAGUCAUGCCACCAUCUCUGGAUUGUUGUACACACGAGAGUGAAGUCAUCCUGAAGCUGAAAGGAUCCAUGGUUUUUUGGGUUCUUCCCCUUCUCCUUGCCUUACCCGCUCAACUCCUCUCAAUCACUCCACCACAACCACUUUGUACUAUCUGUGAAUCCCUUCAUCCAAGAUCAUGCAAUCCCUCCACAACUUCCUGAGCAGUCAUGUAUUUCCUUAAAUAGUACUCCCAUGUUGCUCCUUAUUUGAAUAUCAGCAUUCUUCUCCAUGGCGUGAGUUGUCCGUGUGUUUGUGCGCCUGUUUUAUUUGAAUUGUCUUGUCAAAAAGUGACCAAAACAGCAUGCGCAGCACUUUGGAUGCAGCCAUUUGCAAAGAGAGAUGUGAUGAUCAUUUAAAGAGAUACAGAUUACCCAUAUAAGGUAGAGGAUGGGUUUUUACAGACUGUCUCCAUAGUGACAUAGCGCUGAGAAGUAAAUUGUAUGGGAGUGACUGAUCUGGGGUCAUUCCUGCUUGAGUAAUCAUACACUGUUAAAAUCUGUGCAGCUAUUUAUUGAAACAAUCCAAUCUUAAACUACCGCAUAUCUUCACUUAUCGGGUUUUAUCCAAUCCAGCAGUAUGUUCUUUCGACAUGUAUACUCUGAGUUAUUUCUUUUUGAUUUGUGUUGCAAUAAACUGCCUUUUUCCAUGA
Pseudoliparis swirei is the source of this 2267-nucleotide messenger RNA. RefSeq names its product RUN domain containing 3Aa (gene rundc3aa). NCBI's taxonomy places the organism in Eukaryota, Metazoa, Chordata, Actinopteri, Perciformes, Liparidae. The transcript is spliced from 11 exons. Gene Ontology annotation, cellular component: cytosol. Bases 141 to 1451 code for a protein of 436 amino acids. The record is from RefSeq and is a predicted model, not a curated record.